This is a messenger RNA of Actinia tenebrosa (Australian red waratah sea anemone), 1504 nucleotides long. Its product is annotated as BTB/POZ domain-containing protein 6-B-like. Gene Ontology annotation, cellular component: cytosol. The record is from RefSeq and is a predicted model, not a curated record. Gene Ontology annotation, molecular function: protein binding. Lineage: Eukaryota; Metazoa; Cnidaria; Anthozoa; Actiniaria; Actiniidae. Gene Ontology annotation, biological process: neurogenesis.
UCUUAUGUUAAUACACCGAAUAAUCAAACAUGGAAGCUUCAAGCUGGCAAACAAAGCUGUCUACUGUCAGAGAACGUAAUGUGUACGCGUUCAACAAGUCCUUGUUCUGUGAUGUAGAGUUCUCUGUCUUGGACGCCAAUGGAGGGAGGGUAACCCUUCAAGCUCACAAGUACGUUCUGGCUAUCAGUAGUCCUGUCUUUGAGGCCAUGUUCUACGGGGAAUUGGCAGAGACUGGAAGAACUAUCGAUCUACCAGACUGUACCAAGGAAGGACUACAAGAAAUGCUUCAUUAUGUGUAUUCAGACGAGGUCAGCUUAAGCGGAAGUAACGUCAUGCAAGUUCUGUACCUGGCUAAAAAAUACAUGUUGCCGUUCUUGGAACAGAAAUGCAGAGAAUAUCUUGAAAAAGAACUCAAACCAGAAGAUGUGUUUAUAGUUCUGCCUCAAGCGAAGCACCUGAGAGAUGACAAGCUCGAACAACACUGUUGGAAUAUGGUUGAAAGAGAGACUGAGCGAGCUGUUUCGUCUGAACCAUUUCUUGAUGUAUCCCAUGAAGUGUUGUGCCAAGUUCUCGGUAGGGACGGCCUGAAAAURAGAGAAGUUGAUUUAUUCGUAGCAGUAGAUAAGUGGGUUUUGAAGAGAAUAAAGGAAAAGGGAAUAGAAAACAGCGGAGAAAACAAAAGAGCMAUUCUUGGUGAAGAAGCCAUCCUUCUGAUAAGAUUUCCACUAAUGCCUGAAAAGAACUUUGCUGAAAUCGUUGUUCCGAAAGCCAUUUUGAACCUUGAGGAACUCUCAGAAUUGUUUCAGAUUUUCAAUUCCUUAAAGCCAUCAAAAACUACAUUUUCUUCUAAGAAGAGAUUUGAAAGCGAAUUAAGAGCACCAAAGGCUCGUUUUGACAAAUAUGUGGUACCCGGUGAAUCAUGGCACUAUGAAAAUAAUAAAAUAGAUGCCAUUGACUUUACCGUUAACAAAGCCGUUACUCUCUUUGGAGUACGAAUGUUUGGAAGCCAAGGCAAUAGUUAUGAUGUAGAUCUAAGUAUAUAUCAAAACAAUAACGUCCUCUCACAGAUAUCUUCCACAUGUGCAACAGAAGACAUUAUAACAGACGACCAAUACUAUGGGUUCACCGUCAACCUUGACAACCCUGUUCCACUAAGCCCUAGACUCAGGUACACUAUAGCAGCUAAAAUACAAGGAUCACCUUCUUACUAUGGCCUGGAUGGUCAAGCAACUAUUCAGUAUGAGGAUGAGUUGGAGAUAAAGUACUAUUAUUCAUCAAAGUACCACAAUGGUACAAGUGAUGUCAUGGGACAGUUCCCAACAAUCAUUCUAGAGUAAAGUAAUUAAUAUGUACUUAUUUGGAGACAGGAUUUUUAAAAAUUUAGUUGGUAAGCCCGAUGUCGACCUCAAAAACUAUAAUAACUAUAUAUAAACUAUAAUGCAUGAAGUAAAGGGGAUUCAUGUACUGAUGCAUGUACUAGAACAUUAAAAGUCAUCAUUAACUA